UCAGUAGCACAUGAGAUUCAACGGCGGGGUGUCGUUGCGUUGCCGCCGUACGAAUAACAAUAAAAUCAACCUAACAGGGCUUCCAGUGUACUAAUUUUAUACAUUACUAAAACAAAAGUUUUGUUUAGUGUUUGUUGUGAUUUAGUUUCUUCGUACCUGUGUGGAUUUAUACUUGCGAUCAGCAGGGAUUGGUGUCGCAAGAUGGUCAGUGCGCGAUGACGCCGGGCAUAAAGAUGGAGUCAAAGAGCACGCAGAUCCACCUGCCGCUGAUCGGGCGUGGCAGCCGCGGUGAUCUCAACGAAAAGGUCACUUUCUCACAACUCAAGUCGCCAGAACAGCUCAAUAAUGGACAACUCACAGGUGGCUCACAAAUGAAUUUAUGCAACGGUGGCGCGGGCACCGCAGCGAUGACGGGGCUCGUGCCCAAGGUGCACAACGAUUGCGGCGACCAGAAGAAGCCCAUGGCCUCCCUCACACAUCUGCCCAAGCGACCACCUGUCGACAUCGAGUUCUCGGAGUUAUCGUACUCAGUAAGCGAGGGCAGGAAGCGCGGCUACAAGGCGCUGCUAAAAGGCAUUAAUGGCACAUUCCGUUCCGGCGAGCUCACUGCCAUCAUGGGACCUUCUGGCGCCGGGAAGAGCACCCUCAUGAAUAUAUUGGCGGGAUACAAAUCUUCGUAUGUAACGGGGUCCAUUCUCAUAAACGGCAAAGAGAGGAAUCUGCGGCGGUUUCGGAAGCUCUCCUGCUACAUAAUGCAGGACGACUGCCUCCUGCCGCACCUCACCAUCCGGGAAGCGAUGUACGUGUCGGCCAACCUCAAGCUAGGCAAAGACAUGACCGCUGCAGCCAAGAAGAUAGUCAUCGACGAGAUCCUAGAGAUGCUCAGUCUCGUGGAAGCGGCGGAUACGCGCACGAUAAACUUGUCGGGCGGACAAAAGAAGCGGCUGUCGAUAGCUUUAGAGUUGGUCAACAAUCCACCGGUGAUGUUCUUCGACGAACCGACGUCAGGGUUGGAUAGCUCAUCUUGCUUCCAGUGCAUAUCUCUGCUGAAGUCGCUGGCGCGCGGCGGCCGCACCAUCAUCUGCACCAUCCACCAGCCCUCCGCCAGGCUAUUCGAGAUGUUCGAUUUCCUGUACACGCUGGCGGAGGGUCAGUGCAUCUAUCAGGGCCGGGUCAGCGGCCUCGUGCCCUUCUUAUCGUCCAUGAGCCUACAUUGCCCCAGCUAUCAUAAUCCUGCGGAUUACGUGAUGGAGGUGGCGACGGGUGAGCACGGCGACUGGGUACACAAGCUGGUGAUGGCGGUGAACAAAGGUGGUUGCGGGCGAGGGAACAACUCCUCUUCCUCCUCCUCCUCCGCCUGUUCCGCCCCCGCGGCUGCCGGCCCCGCCCUCGCGCCCGCCCCCGCCCCCACCGGCCCCGCCCCCGCGAACAACUGCAACUACAACAACCUCAAGACCAAUGUCAAUAACAAGGAUGCCUUACAAAUUGUCGUAGACAAACCCACGUGCACUGUGAUAGACCUGUCGGAGCCGCCUCUGAACACGGAGAAGCCGGCGGCGGGCAACCUGGCGCCCGUCACCUGCACCACCUCGCUGCUCGACUCCAGCGAGAGUUUCACCAAGAAGCCGGUGAAGGCGGGCUUCCCCACCUCCGGCUGGAAGCAGUUUUGGAUCCUGCUCAAGAGGACCUUCCGCAGCAUCCUGCGGGACCAGAUGCUGACGCACCUGCGCCUCUGCAGCCACACCGUCGUCGGCCUCCUCAUCGGCUUCCUCUACUACGACAUAGGACACGACGCCGCCAAAGUGAUGAGCAACGCCGGUUGUAUAUUUUUCACCGUCAUGUUCACCAUGUUCACCGCUAUGAUGCCUACUAUACUUACAUUCCCGACAGAGAUGAGCGUGUUUGUGCGAGAGCAUUUGAAUUAUUGGUAUUCCCUGAAGGCGUUCUACUUCGCAAAGACAAUGGCGGACUUGCCUUUCCAGAUAGUAUUCAGCGGCGUGUACGUGAUAAUAGUGUACUUCAUGACGGGGCAGCCGAUGCAGACUGACCGCGUGCUGAUGUUCACCGCCAUCAAUAUCCUGACGGCGCUGGUGGCGCAGUCGCUGGGCCUGCUCAUCGGCGCCGCCAUGAAGAUCGAGACCGGAGUCUACCUCGGCCCGGUCACCACCAUACCUGUGGUCCUCUUCUCCGGAUUCUUCGUCAACUUCAACGCCAUACCUAGUUACCUGCAAUGGCUGACGUACCUCAGUUACGUGCGGUACGGUUUCGAAGGCGCGAUGCUGUCGGUGUACGGGUUCGGGCGAGAGAAGCUGCACUGCUCCGAGGCGUACUGCCACUUCCGCAACCCUGACAUGUUCCUCAACGAGAUGACGAUGGACAAGGCGAACUUCUGGGUGGACGUCGCCGCUCUCAGCGCGUUCUUCGUUUUCAUUAGAGUAAUCUCUUAUUUAGUUUUAAGGUUCAAGUUGAAGAUGAUGCAGUAGCUUGUUUAGCACAAAGCGGCGCGGCGCGGCGCGGCUUCUUUAUAUAUCCACGGUUGGAAAUCACGUCGUAUGGUACAGUUACUGUAAGUUACUGUGUGGUGUCAGGUGUACUGUACGCAGUUACUAUGUGGUGGUGUCCGGUCGUACCUACCGUGAUGUGAUCGUGUUGUGGUUGCUUUGCGUAACUGCACUGAGUUGGAAGCUUGGACGUGUGGUUGCUAUAUUUUCAUAUAGCUUUCCCUUUAAUGAUGCAACUAUAGAAAUGCGAGACAUGUUUUUUUAUAUUUUUAAUAGUGAUAAUUUUAUCAAAACCAAAGAUUACACGCGGUGUUGGAAAAAAAAGUAAUUUAACGUCUUUGGGACUCUAAAACGAUAUAUUUGACAUUUGAAUUAAGUUAUAGAUAACUAAAUUUUUCUAAAAUAGACAGCUUUAUUUUAUAUGGUCAAAAUGUAAUGUGAUAUUUUUUUUCAAUGAUGCGGGUAGUUCGAAGUUUGUUGCUAAAACAAUUUUCCAUAUAUCAAAUAAAAAACUGCCAUGUGUCACUGAUAAAUGUUAAUCGAGUGCGUCAUGUUGUAAUCCGAGUGGUAUUUAGACGAGAUUGCAUAUCAUACAGUUAAAUUCAAAUUAUGUUUUUAAAGUACCUUCAAUUGACAGGGUGUUGGAACUUUAGUGUGGAUGGUUGUAUGUCUGAAAGUGGAACCAAAUUGAUGACUUGUAUGUAUUUAUGGCUGUGAAAUCUCAUAAAAAGGUGAUGCACUUAAAAAGAUUAAGCCUAACACGGGGUAGUGAAUCAAUGUUUGUAUUUAUUUUGAUUUAAACUUAUAAAUAAUGUUUUGUUAUCGGUACCAAUUUAACAGUAUUAAAGAAAUUGUUUUAGCAAAACACUUCACAUUCCUAUCGUUUAUAAUGUUGCCCUGAUAAUUUUUUUGUUAAAUAAUAAUGAUUGCCAGGAUGAAGGUACAAUUCCCUACCUCCUGGUUACCAUAGGAAUCCGCUGCCGUGACUCUUGCAAAAUAUUGUCAUCCCUUACCUUCCGAUUGAAAAAACAGAGACCGCACUAUUUAAUUCAAGUGUUACGGCAGUCGAAACCCACAGUAUUAUAGUCAAACAAGGAUAUCUCGGCCGGUGAGAGUUGUUAUAGCGCUUAGUUCUGUCAGAACAUAUUUAUAUCGAUAUGGACAUAGAAAAGGGCAAAAAGAACAAACUUUAAUGACAGCUACAGUAUAAAAAGGAUCUUGCGACAAUUUUAGCAUUGGCAGGAGGGCGCUAGUGAGCUAUUUUAGUUUGACUUAUGGCCACCGGGUUAGAUAUCCUUGUCCGUCUAUAAAAUCGAAUGUAAUGUGGUACAUUUGUAUGUUUCAGGAUACGAGGUAAUUAGUUAAAUGUAGAACUUUAGUUUUCGAAAUAUCUAGCUUGAUAGUACGCAAUAGUUUGUUUAUACGUAAACUUAUAGGUUAGUUGAUAAGGUUUUAUAGAAGAUCGGGCCCAUGACUUAACUUUAAGUUACUUAAAUCGUAAUUAAAUGAUAUUAUUUUAUUUGUAUUUAUGAGCUCACGACGUGGACGUUUCUACUUAUGCCAUUGUCAAAAUGACAGCUGUCAGAAUGACGUCAACGUGUCAUUGAAAUUAAAUGUAACAGAUACUCGUUGUUUUGACAAUUGGUAAAAUUUACUCAAUUCAUCAUUACAUUCUAGAUAUUAAUUAGAUUCUUGAAUACCUUACAUUACGCUAAAGAUUUUUUGGUAAAUCUCUAUGUCUAUCCUAAUUACCAGUAUUUAUUAAUUAUUAAUAAACGACUGUGAUUUUUA
This is a messenger RNA of Papilio xuthus (Asian swallowtail), 4292 nucleotides long. RefSeq names its product ABC transporter expressed in trachea (gene Atet). Gene Ontology annotation, biological process: transmembrane transport. The record is from RefSeq and is a predicted model, not a curated record. Gene Ontology annotation, cellular component: plasma membrane. Lineage: Eukaryota; Metazoa; Arthropoda; Insecta; Lepidoptera; Papilionidae. The transcript is spliced from 8 exons. Gene Ontology annotation, molecular function: ABC-type transporter activity; ATP hydrolysis activity; ATP binding. The coding region runs from base 216 to 2483 and encodes 755 amino acids.